This is a messenger RNA of Solanum lycopersicum (tomato), 1292 nucleotides long. Lineage: Eukaryota; Viridiplantae; Streptophyta; Magnoliopsida; Solanales; Solanaceae. The record is from RefSeq and is a predicted model, not a curated record.
UAAUUAAAAAGUCCAGGUCUAUUUUUUCCCCAAUUAACAUCUCACCUCGGCGAAAGAGGAAUUAGGGUUUUAAUAGCAUCUCAAUUGGAGGGCAAAAUAGAUUUGUGCUUCGACGGAACCCUAAUUUGCUUCUCCGAUCACUCUGUCAGAUUGAUUCCCAGGAAAUGAUGCUCUAUCUUAUGCUGGGGGCUAAUUGAUGGAUCCAGACAGCAAGAAGUUUGGAAGAGGGCCAAGAGAGCUUGCAGGUGCGGUGGAUCUUAUUAAUCACUACAAGUUGUUGCCUCAUCACGAGUACUUCUGCAAGAAGCCUCUUCCAUUGUCAAUUUCAGAUACACGCUACCUUCACAAUGUUGUGGGAGACAGAGAGAUUAGGAAAGGGGAAGGGAUGCAGUUGGAUCAGCUUAUACAUGAUACGUCUUUUUUAAAAGAGACAAAUUCACGCAUCCAACCAUUUGAGUUAGAUGCUCUUAAUGAAGCUUUUCAACUACGUGAAGCAGCUCCAAUUGUUCUGCCUCCGUCUGAAAAAGGGAUCCCCACUGUAGCUGGAAAGUCUAAAAGUGAGUCGAAAGACAAGGAGAAGAAGCAUAAGAAGCACAAGGAUAAAGACAAGGAGAAGGACAAAGAGCAUAAGAAGCACAAACACCGUCAUAAAGAUCGAAGUAAAGACAAGGAUAAAGAGAAAAAGAAAGAUAAAACUGGCCGUCAUGAUUCUGGUGCUGACCUUUCAAAGAAACAUCAUGAAAAGAGAAAGAAGCAUGAGGGCAAGGAGGAUCUUAAUGAUGUUAACAAACACAAGAGAAACAAGCACACGAGCUAAAAGAUUGAUGAAAUUGGGGCAGUAAAGGUUACGUGCUGAAAUGUCACAUGUGCUGCUAUAAUUUACUGUUCUCAUGUGCUGCUAUAAUUUACUGUUCUCAUGUGCUGCAGUUAAGAAUUUGGAGGAAUCCUUUUCUUAUUGUAAAAUAUCUAAGAAUAGCUUCUGGACAAACUAAAGAAUGGCAAGAGGGUGAAUGCAGCUGUUGAAACUAGAUUUUAGUGAAAUGUACAUAGUGCUGAAAAACAACCUCAUUGUAUUAUACUAUAUAAGAGCUUGUUUGACAUUGUUUAUUUUCAUAAGCACUUUCUUUUUUGGUAAACUAAAGUUUUUAUUUACCAAAUGGAUAAUGUACAGCUUAAGAAAAGGGAACAAAAACAAAACUCUAGCUGGGAAGGACUUAUUGCUCCUAUAUGCAUGUGUAAUAUAGAGUAACUAUUAUAAAUAGUAUUUCAACUACCUUUAUUUAUAUUUCAAA